AUGGCUCUAUCAAUCUCACAAGUCUCUUUCGAGCACCACCGCGCCGCCCUGGGGAUCGGGGAGUCGAGCCCUAGAAUCUCGUGGCGGUUCGAGGGCAACGUCUCCGACUGGCACCAGGGGGCCUACGAACUCGAAGUCAACCGAGGGGGUGAAUCGAAUUCAUUCCAUGUCAACUCCUCAAGCUCGGUUCUCGUUCCAUGGCCAAGCGACCCGCUGGAGUCUGGCGAGGAGGCUAUCGUCCGAGUCCGCUCGUUCGGCCGCCAGAACCAGCCUGACUCGCCCUGGUCUGAGCCCGUUGCUGUUGAGCCAGGUUUGCUGAGCGAUGAUGACUGGCAGGAUGCUGUUGCUAUUGCCUCGGAUAGAGAGACCGAGGUGAACAGCACGCAUAGGCCGAUCUACUUCCGCAAGGACUUUGCCGUGGAUAAAGAGGUUCUUUCGGCAAGGCUGUAUAUCACUGCUCUGGGUCUGUACGAGGCUCAGUUGAACGGCCAGCGUGUCGGCGACCAUGUCCUUGCGCCUGGCUGGCAGGCGUACAAUUUCCGCCACGAGUAUAACACCUACGAUGUCACGGACCUCCUGAGUCAGGGCCAGAAUACGAUUGGGGUUACCGUUGGGGAGGGCUGGUAUUCUGGUGCCCUUUCCUGGGAUUAUACACGAAAUAUCUACGGAGACACCCUUGGUGCUCUGUCGUUGCUGGCGAUUAAGACGUCUGAUGGUGAGACAACUUAUAUACCCACGGAUGAGACGUGGAAAUCAGCCACUGGGCCUAUUGUCUCGUCUCAGAUAUAUGAUGGGGAGGUCUACGACUCGACUCAAGAUAUACAGGGAUGGUCCUCGCCGGACUUCGACGCUUCGGAAUGGCUGGGGACUCAUGAAGUUGAGUUCGACAAGAGCGUUCUGGCUGCUCCAGAUGCACCGCCUGUUCGCCGCAUUGAAGAGCGAAAGCUGGAAAACAUCUUCUCGAGUGCGUCGGGGAAGACGGUCCUCGACUUUGGACAGAACCUCGUUGGAUGGCUCCGGGUUCGUGUCAAGGGUCCAAAAGGGAGCACUAUCAGCUUUGUGCAUACCGAAGUCAUGGAAAACGGCGAAGUGGCAACCAGACCAUUACGAAACGCCAAAGCAACAGACAACAUCACGCUCUCGGGCGAAGACCAAGAAUGGGAGCCCUCAUUCACAUUCCACGGCUUCCGCUUCGUCCAGGUCGAAGGCUGGCCAGAGGAAACAGAAUUGAAUGCCGACUCGGUCACGGCCAUCGUGGUCAACACGGACCUGGAGCGGACGGGGUUCUUCAACUGCUCGAACCCUCUCCUUAACAAACUCCACGAGAACAUCAUCUGGUCGAUGCGUGGCAACUUCCUCUCUAUCCCGACUGACUGCCCGCAGCGCGAUGAGAGACUCGGCUGGACUGGAGAUAUCCAUGCCUUUUCGCGUACGGCGAAUUUCAUAUACAACACCGCUGGAUUCCUCCGUGGGUGGCUGAAGGAUGUGCAUUCAGAACAACUGGUUAAUGACUUUGCCCCGCCAGUUGUUAUUCCAAACGUAGCGAACAUGAACCAGGCAGCCUCCAUCUGGGGCGACGCCGUCGUUGCCGUUCCCUGGGCCCUGUUCCAAACAUUCGGAGACAGGGGAAUGCUCAGGGAGCAGUACGCCGGAGCCCAAGACUGGAUCGACAAGGGCAUCCUACGAAAUGAAGUCGGGCUAUGGAACCGCUCAUCCUUCCAGUUCGGAGACUGGCUGGAUCCCCUGGCACCGCCUGAUGAACCUGGAGAUGCGACAACGAGUGCGUAUCUGGUUUCAGACGCCUAUCUCAUCCAUAGUACCGAGAUUCUGGCCAAUAUAUCAUCGUACCUCUCGCUCAAGGAUAAUGCGGCGAAGUAUACCCGGGACCGCGCGAAUCUCACGUCUGCCUUUGGCAAAGCCUGGAUCUCGAGUAAUGGGACCGUUGCGAAUGAGACGCAGACUGGGCUUACGCUGCCGUUGUACUUUAAAUUAUUCGCGCAGCCUUCGCACUACGACAAGGCGAUAUCCCGGCUUACCGAUAUCGUCAGGGACAAUGAAUAUAAAAUCGGGACUGGGUUUGCCGGAACACAUAUCCUCGGCCAUGCAUUAUCCGAGUACGGCGCCGCGGACGUUUUCUACAAGACACUGCUCCAGGAGGAGGUUCCUGGCUGGUUAUUCCAGGUUAUAAUGAACGGGACGACGACCUGGGAGCGGUGGGACAGUAUGCUCGCGAACGGAAGCGUCAACUCGGGCGAGAUGACCUCGUUUAACCACUACGCUGUCGGGUCUGUGGGCAGCUGGAUGCAUGAGAAUAUCGGUGGGUUGAGUCCGGCUGAGCCUGGGUGGAAGAGGUUCAAUGUCGAUGUUAAGCCUGGGGGUGGAUUGACGCAUGCUGAGGAGAGUUUCCUGACCCCUUAUGGGGCUGCAGAGACGAGGUGGAGGGUUGAUGGGGGGAGGUUUAGCUUGGUUGUUAGGGUUCCGCCCAACACGCAGGCUGUUGUGAAUGUCCCUGGUAGUCCUACAGAUGGGAAGAAGAGGGUUGUUGUUGGGUCUGGUGUGCAUCGCUUUGAUAGUCGAGUGGACUAG
Aspergillus puulaauensis is the source of this 2586-nucleotide messenger RNA. RefSeq lists its product as uncharacterized. The coding region runs from base 1 to 2586 and encodes 861 amino acids. The record is from RefSeq and is a predicted model, not a curated record. NCBI's taxonomy places the organism in Eukaryota, Fungi, Ascomycota, Eurotiomycetes, Eurotiales, Aspergillaceae. Gene Ontology annotation, biological process: carbohydrate metabolic process. The transcript has 3 exons.